This is a messenger RNA of Durusdinium trenchii, 927 nucleotides long. The record is from the annotation of a GenBank genome assembly. Lineage: Eukaryota; Dinophyceae; Suessiales; Symbiodiniaceae.
AUGAGUCCAUCGAGACCAAGUGAGGCUUCACUAGGGGAUGCAGAUGCACGGUCUCCUCAACGUCCAGGCACCGCGCCGUCGGCGAAGCCGCCGAAACCUCCGAAGCUGCCGCCCGAAGGUGGCGGCUAUCCAAGCGCGGUCCUGCCCGGAGGCGCCCUGCGACCUGCCCAGAGCAACAGGAUGGAUGAGUUGUUGACGAAGUCAGAGGUUCAAACACCUGACAGCCCAAAGCAAAUGCUGAAGGUCUUAGCGCUGCACGGGGAAGCGCUGAAGCGCCAGCUUGAGACACAACUGGCCGAGCGGGAGAACCUGCGCUUCCAGGUGAGGCUUCUCGAACGCGAUGUACGCGAGCGAGAGCCGAGCUUCAUUGAAAAACAGAUCGCACAGCUUGAGGCCGAGAAUCACAGCAAGGUGGCGGUGCUGGAGGAGUUUGGUCGACUGACUGCUCGACGCUCACAGCUGCAGUCGGCGCUCGCAGACAUGGAAGGGGCCCAGGUACAAAGUCCGGCCCUUGCAGCAUUGGAGGCCUCAUCCUUUCUUGCAGCAUCAAAUGAGGUCGACGACGAGGAUUUGGACAUGGCAAGGUGGGAAUGUCGGCGUUUGGAAAAGCGCUUGGCGCAGGCUCGAAGCUACAACUGUGAACUGCUCCAGGACCUGGAGCGCAAGCCAGCUAUGUCGACAAACGCAUCAGAGGAGACCGAAGUUGCGGCUUUAGUUGCACAGAACGAGGAGAUGUUGUCUAGGCUGCGCAGCAAGCUCCGCACGGCCCAAGGCACCCAGGUGUCCCCGCCCAAGGUGCCAAAGGCCCCACCUCCCAAGGGGCGGCGAGGAGGCGCAGAUGUGGUCGAGGUUUUGACCAUCGGUGCAGGACCAGAAGGCCAGGAUCUUGAGUGGCAGACCACACGAGCUCCAGCGCGAAAGCCAUGA